This is a messenger RNA of Dermacentor silvarum, 6173 nucleotides long. RefSeq names its product potential E3 ubiquitin-protein ligase ariadne-2 (gene ari-2). Bases 156 to 1598 code for a protein of 480 amino acids. Gene Ontology annotation, cellular component: cytoplasm; ubiquitin ligase complex. The transcript is spliced from 14 exons. Gene Ontology annotation, molecular function: ubiquitin conjugating enzyme binding; zinc ion binding; ubiquitin protein ligase activity. The record is from RefSeq and is a predicted model, not a curated record. Gene Ontology annotation, biological process: protein polyubiquitination; ubiquitin-dependent protein catabolic process; positive regulation of proteasomal ubiquitin-dependent protein catabolic process. Lineage: Eukaryota; Metazoa; Arthropoda; Arachnida; Ixodida; Ixodidae.
CAUACCGGCUGCGUCGAGCGUGUGGAGGGGCGCUGGCUUCAGUUUGUUGUUGUGCUUGUUGCGAGAUGUAAGCCUAACUACGGGAGGAUGUUGCUUUUGCCACCGUACGAAGCUGUGUUAUCGUAAAUACGGACCGUGGUACGUCGGGUUUCAAGAUGUCUGAAGCGGGCUCCGAUGCCGAAGUGAGCUCGGAUUCGGACAUGGGUUACGAUGACUACUACAAUUGCCCAGAGGAUGGGGAAAUUGACCAGCAGGACCAGAAGAAGCAGGACCCCGAGUACUUUGAGUUUGAGUGCCUAUUCAUCGAGGAUGUUGAGCGACUGCUCAACGAAUCCGUCGAGUCUAUUUGUGCCAGCCUCAGCGUGAUGCCCUCGCUGGCUAAAGUCUUGCUCCACACCCACAACUGGAACGCACAAGAGAUCAUCCAAAAGUACAAGCAGAAUGCAGCGCAAGCCCUGGCCGAUGCGAGGAUCAAGCCAUUGCGAUCCGCUGCCGUGGAAAUGCAGGCAAUAAGAAAGAACCCUUCAGUCCAGUGUCCCAUCUGCCUGCAGAACUUUGCUGGGGAAAGGUUCAGGGGCCUGGCGUGUGGCCACUACUUCUGUGCAGAUUGCUGGGCCAUGCACUUUGAGAUACAAAUUUUGCAAGGCAUUUCUACAGCCAUUGAAUGCAUGGCACAGUUCUGCAACAUUCUGGUACCAGAGGAUUUUGUCCUGAGCCUGCUGAGCAAAUCGGUACUGCGCGAGAAAUACCAGCAGUUCAUGUUCUCCGACUAUGUUCGGAGUCAUCCUGAAUUGCGUUUCUGCCCUGGUCCCAACUGCAACGUCAUUGUCCGAGCCAAAGAAAACAAGAGCAAGAGGGUUAUCUGCAAGAACUGCAAGACGACGUUCUGCUUUCGGUGUGGGGGAAACUACCACGCGCCGGCAGACUGUGAUACAAUCAAGAAGUGGAUCACAAAGUGUGCCGACGAUUCCGAGACUGCCAACUACAUCUCUGCUCACACUAAGGAUUGUCCAAGGUGCCACAUAUGUAUAGAAAAAAAUGGGGGUUGUAACCAUAUGCAAUGUUACAGUUGUAAAUAUGAUUUUUGUUGGAUGUGUCUCGGAGACUGGAGGACACACGGUAGUGAGUAUUACGAAUGUAGUCGGUAUAAGGAAAACCCCAACAUAGCCAACGAAUCCGCCCAUGCGCAAGCAAGGGAAGCGCUGAAGAAGUACCUCUUCUACUUUGAAAGGUGGGAGAACCAUGCCAAGAGCCUUCGUCUGGAGGAGAUGACGCUCAGUGCCAUCAAGAACCGCAUCAACGGCAAGGUGAUGGCAAACGAGGGAACCUGGAUCGACUGGCAGUACCUGCUUGAUGCGGUCUCUCUCUUGGCCAAGUGCCGUUACACCUUACAGUAUACAUACCCUUAUGCCUACUACAUGGAACCUGGGCCUAGGAAGGAACUGUUUGAAUACCAGCAAGCAACCUUGGAAGCAGAAAUAGAGAAUCUCUCGUGGAAGGUGGAACGUGCAGAGACAACAGACAGAGGGGAGCUUGAAAACCAGAUGGACGUCGCCGAGAAGAGGCGCUCGAUUCUUCUCAAGGACUUCCUUGUCUAGCAGGGCUGAAGGCUCUAGUCACCUGUGCACAGACACAUGACUGUCGUAUCGGCACACCAAAAAAAGAAAAAAAAAACCUGACGCCACCAUGCCAGGACAUUGCUGAAGAAGAUGCUCGACGUGGGACUCCCGCUACUAAUCAAUGGGCGUCGUACCUCAUCGUCAUCACGUCUUUCACGUUUGCAGUCAUCGGCGUAACAUUCGAGGCACAACACUAAUUGGGGGGGGUCACUCCUGGCUGAACGGUAAAUUUCAACUAACAGAUCAAAGAGGCGGGAGGUUUUCCACGGGCAUUCGCUGUUCCGAAAAAAGUGAGAGCUCAAUUCGCAGUGAUGGUUAAAGCCUUUCGGCACGAGAAAAAGAAAAUAAGACCGUAGCGAGAGUUGUGGGAGCGGUUUUCUCGUCUGGGCAUUGUGCCGCUCACAAACAUGGUUUCCUGGUGAUCUGAUCUGAAGGCUGUAUUGUCGAUCUCUCUUGGUGGUGAUUCCGCUUCUGCAGUGGUACUUGUAUGUAUGUUAGUAUUUCUUUUCGUUCUUUGUCAGUGGUCCGAGUGGUGCUCCACCCGUGUUAUCACCAGGGUUGGCUGGUUGUGAACAGUGGAUGAUAAAAAAAAAAUCUUUGCAUUGUAUGGACCCUGGUGUCCUUAAUAACAUCAGUUGAGAAGAGCAGGGUGCGGGAAGUCGCACACAGAAAUUAUGCACAGCGAGUUAGCGAUUUCGUGCUUUGCUUUAUCUUUAUAAGAGAGUGCUGCAGCGGUUGAAGGAAUUCAGGUUCAGAGCACAUGCAGCAUCUUUGGCAUUAACUCUGCUUGUGUUCGAUGGCACAAAUUCCGUGAUUUGCAAGUUUCUUCCUCUUCAGAUGUGGAAGCAUUCUGCGUCUUGGACUCUGAUCACGUGACUGGCAGCCAGCUGACACGCUCUCCUAAGAUUAGAGGCAGCCUUCGUAGCUGCGUUGCUUUCUUGACAUACGCAAUCCUGUCUCUGGAAAUUUGUGUGCGUGCCUCCUGUUGGUGAUCUAGCAGGGUGGCGAUUCUUGCUUUUCCAGCAUUUGGCAUUGCCUAGUUUCCAAAAUGAAUUCAUUUUAGCUCGGUGGCCGAAAACGGACAUGACGUCAUCAUAGUGACUGAACUAUGCCCGCAAAAGUGGCAUUUUUUCCAUCCAAAAGACAACACACCUGGUCGCCUUCAAUGUGAUACACUGUUGUAGCGGCAAACAUUUAUUCAUGUCGCAGCAUUUCUGUUGACAGUUGCUUCAGUGCACUUGGCUGCGAUGCAGUGUCAAGGUGAUCCUAACAAAGUGUUUUGCACAUGUCCCGCAUGCGCUGAAUUAGUUGGCCGCUGCAUGCUGGGAGGGAUCUCCAUCAAAGCGGUCAGUCGAGAAUACAGCCUUCUGUAACCUUGCUCUCUAUCAUCCGAAAAACUUCGUUGCAACACAGGAUAGAAAUUGUACUGCAAGAGUGAUCUCCACAAAACCUGUCGAUCGAGGCUACAACCUCGAGCUCUCUAGGGCCGAAAGAUCGUCACAGCACAGGUUAAAAAUUGUAGACUCUGGGAAAAGCUUACAUUGCAAAUUAGAAAACUAAAUUUACGUGUCCUUCUGAAGUCUUGUUGUGCUGGAGCAGCAAGCUGCAUUUAAAACUCUGGGUCGAAGACGCGUGGCAGGAAAUGCGUAGGAGCAGGAAGUCUCCUGUCCUUGCCCUGUUGAGUGGCGUUAAAUUGUUCUGCUGGCAGCCUGGCACUCCUUGCACACUGACAUCAUUUGGUGUCUGCAAAGAAUUUUUCAGCUCCUGCGAUUGCCACAGCUUAAGUGCACGUUUGCGUUCGGCGACACCUUUCCAUGCUGUCCCGCCCACAUCUUUCUUUUUCUAUUUUCUUCAUGAAGCCUUCUGUAUGGGGAGAGUUUGGCAACUAAUGCCAUCAAGUUUUGACACUUGGUCCACCGUAGCAGACAUGAAAAUGGUCGUGGUAUGUUCCAGUAACUCGCACUACAUACCACACCUUAAAAAGCUAGUUUGAAAUUUUUGCUACCAUCGUCACUAGCUCUUUAGCCACACGACACCACGUUACCCAAGCCGUACUGCAUAUGAAUUUGGUGCCAUUCAGCUAGUAGACGUAUGUGUUGGAGACAGCAAUAAUGGUAGAGUGUUAGCACUGUGCUAGAACUCUCUAUGUGCACAAAGAAUCGCUGAGAAGAGACUGCUUGUAAAAGCAAGCGCACUGACCUACUUCUGAGUAAGAGCACUGCUUUGAGGAUGGACACGUGAAUUUGUUGAUGGGUGCUGGGAACUAUGUCUUACUGCCCCGUCAUAAUUAGUUUCCUAGCCCCUCAGUUAAACAUGACAGGGGUUCCGGUGGAUUGAGGCGGCACAGUUCUGUAGCAUGGUGGUUAUCAAGCGUCUAGUUGUUGAAGAAUCCUUAAACCUCUCUCAGGUAAUUCGUGGACUUUUUAGAGUAUAUGUUUUAACGAUGAUAACCGUUAUGGGCAUUCCCCCUCCAGUUGACAUGGUGGUAUUGGCAGUUUUCGUCAAGAUUGCCAAAUGCCUGAGAAAAUUAUGCAUCACCCAAUAUAGUGCAUACAGAGGUGGUGCGGUGUCACGGUAUGCAACAUAGAGUAGUCCCAAAGUCAAAAUAAGGAUACAUAACCGUCUAAUAGGAGUUGCGCUUACUGCUGUGGCUUUGCUCUAGAUUAUAACAGGAGUUUUUGUCAAGGAUAAUUCAGGAGUGCUUGCUUUUUUUUUUUUUUUUUCGGUUGCACACAGGCACGUUAGUAGGAGGAAAGCCGGAGCUGUUACAGCUGAAGACAUGUAUUUGUGAUCCCUGGACUUACCUUAUUAGGCACUUCAUUUUUCACUAGCAGUCAACCAGCUUUGCAUACAAACGAAUGUUCUCAGAGCCACAAUGCCGACCUUGUCUGUUAUUGUUUCUCCUAUUUGAUCUACAACUUUGCAGGGUUCUCAGUCUCACACAAGAAGCUCUUCACAGAUGCCAUGCCAGGCAUCUCACUUGCUCUUUCAAUAUGCACAGUCCACAAUGGCAUGUUUUUUUUUACUGCUCUUAGGAAACCCCCCUUUAACUAUCUAGAGGACCCCUGUAGGUGGCAAUAACAAUUUGAGAAAUGCCACUUCAGUAACUCUCCCCGUACAGAAGGCCUUGUUUCCCCGUGAUCUCUAGUGUGAGAACUUCCCAGUUGCUACUGCGACUAUGAUAACAGACCACAUUGUUACAAGUUCGUGUUUUGCUCUGCCGCUUCUGUGCUUUCUCUUGACAUAACAAUCCCAUUUCCACUGCUGCUAAGACAACCAUACUCAUUGAUUCAAGUUUGCGUUACGAGCCACUAGACAUUUGCCUGUACAUGCUUCUCUGCAUACAGUGCCACAGAGAUGCUUGACUAAAAAAUAAUCAUAACAUGUUUUUCGUCGGCUAGUUGCCUUUGCAGAAAAUAACAGGUUGUUGCCAAAUAGCCUAAUUUUUAACCGCUAAUCACCCGUGUGCUUCAAUGUUUGAGCCUUUGAACCCACACUUUUCUUCGCUUGACAGUAUCUCGUCGCCUGCUCAUGCUGGCAUGGGCAGGGGAGUAUCCGCUCCUAAACAUUUCUUGCUUCAUGGCAGGAGAUGAUGAAAUGACUACUACUAGCCAUUAAAGAUGCAAGUAAAGCAAUAGUGAUGCAUGACUGGAAAGUUCACAUUUAGGUGAAGGCAGCGUCUUUGUUGGAGAUGCCUUCUGAAGCACGUCGAAGGGAAGGGAAAAAAUGAUGCAAGCACUUUUGUUUACUGCUAUCCCGACCCCAGUAGGGUGUGUAGAUAAGGCAGGUUCUGCUGGUCAUGUAGGAGCAGCCUUCUCUGCAUUAAGAGAGCGCUCUUCAGAUUGAUCCAGCGCGAUAAUUGCAUUUUCUGAGUCGGCGAGUUCACGAGCUGAGCACGCAGUGCUUUGCAAGACAAAGGCAUUCUUAGCCGUGUUGCAAAAUGAAAUGUGUUCGAAGUUGCCAAUUCCUUGUGAAAUCACAUUUCCACACAGCGUCGGGUCGCUAGAUCAGUGCACGGUCUCGCACCGAAACGACCGGACAGACCCACAUUGUUUAGAUGCUUAUAAAGGAAAAAGUGGUUUCACAUUGACCAGCAAAAUAUGUUUUAAAGGCUGUAGAAAAGAGAAAAAAAAAAGAAUUGUGUGCAAAGUGCAUUUGCUGCAUGACAUCCUUAUACAACAUUCGUGAGCUUUUAGUAAUGACAUUUACAAGCGACAUGUACAAGCGAACUCCGUGAAAGUGAAGAUCGAAGCUGUGCCAAUGCGAACGAAUAUGUGGGAACUGUUUGUAGGCUUUUCUGUAUGUGUGUACGCUGUUCCAAUGGCCAAGCCUGAAUUGCUGUGUCAAGCAGUGUUUUUAAGAGAGAUGGAUAUUUGUUUGAAAUACUGUUGGAAGAAAGGUGUGUGCUACCCCUGUUGCGGAAUGAGCUGGCAUUUUGAGAAAACUUUUUGUUUUGUCUAAGUGAUCUCGUUGCACUUUUUUUAUGUACAGUUCUAUAUAUUAUACAUAGGUGGUACUAUACAUAAUUACAAAUUAAAGAAGUUGCUUCUUGUA